UCGCCGCCGGCGGCGGGCGCAUAAAAACGCCGGCUGGCCGGGCACAGUCAGUCACAGCCUGUUCUGUUCUCUCCGCGCCCGGAGUGUCUCUUCAGCACGCCAGCAUGGUUUCAGCUCGGACUCUGUGUGUCCUCGUCCUGGUGGCCAUGGUGGUCGUGAGUGAAGCAGCUCCGCAGUUCGGCCGCGGUCGUCGCUUCAAUAAUCGCCGGUUCCGCCCCAACAGGCGCUUCCAGCGACCCAACCGCUUUAAUAACUUCGUGCGCCCGAACCGCUUCCUCAACUUCAAUGGCUUCAAUAACAACGGCUUCAACAACGGCGGUUCCUCCAAUGCGCAGGCCAACGCCAACGUUCUGCAGGGCACGCAGGGUAACAGCCAAAUCACGCAAGUGUCGGCCAACGUGCAGACCCAGCAGCAGAAUAACCCGAACGGCGUUUCUCUCGUGGGAGGCGUGGCGUUGGCCAGCAACCUGCAACUCAACAGUCCGUUCGGCAACAUCAACCUGUCCAACGCCAACGCGCAGACCAUCAACCAGGGGCAGAACCUGGGCGGGUUCUUUCGGCGAGGUUAGGGCGCCGCCCGGCUUUCGGAGAUUGCCUGUGAUGUGCGCUGUGGGGCGGUUCGUGGUGUCCGCGUAAAGAACGGGUGCUGCCGCGAUGUGCAAGAGGCAUUGUGAGAGGCUAGAUGACGCAGUCAUGAGUACAAAGUGGUGCCGCUGAUUCACGUUUAGGAUUGAGUGUGACUGCUGUUCCUGUGUCGCUCCUCUGCCUUUGUCUUUGUUCGUUGGUCCGCCCGCUGCGAAGUUUAGAAUCGUUCCCCUGCUGCUGACUGCGCUCGUUUGGCGUUUAUUUAAUGAAUGGAUGCCUCUUUUCCUCCUGUUACGCAACAGUACACCAGUUUGCGGCAUUUGAUAGGUAGUUGGCUAUGAAGUUAGACGCAAUAAACACACAUCGAACUGAG
Molecule: messenger RNA, 958 nt
Organism: Pollicipes pollicipes
Lineage: Eukaryota; Metazoa; Arthropoda; Thecostraca; Pollicipedomorpha; Pollicipedidae
Product: dr1-associated corepressor homolog
Exons: 2
Coding region: 105-569 (154 amino acids)
Source: RefSeq, a predicted model, not a curated record